Molecule: messenger RNA, 1050 nt
Organism: Wyeomyia smithii (pitcher-plant mosquito)
Lineage: Eukaryota; Metazoa; Arthropoda; Insecta; Diptera; Culicidae
Product: transmembrane protein 138
Exons: 4
Coding region: 155-643 (162 amino acids)
Cellular component (GO): cilium
Source: RefSeq, a predicted model, not a curated record
ACAUCGCCAGCUGAUAUACUUCGCGGCGCACGCAGGACAUUUGGUGACGUUUUUGUGUAGGCGGUGCAAAUUGCAACUCUUUGAAGUUUAGAAACGGUGCUCUGAUAAAGCAAGCCUUCGUCUGAAUUGUAUUGCUCUGCAGUUCGAAAACAAAAUGUUCAAAUUAUCACUGAAAAGAUAUGCGUCAUUGCUAUUCUUUCAAAUGGUGUUUCUCUUUGUGGAUUUAGGGAUCAACAGUUUCUCUUAUUUGGCUCGAGGAGAUAAAGUGUCCAUUAUUUUCCUGUUCUUAGCCCAAGAUGUAUGCUUGAUUUUAUCGCUAACAGCAAUUAUCUUCAGUUUAUACUCGACAUACGUCUAUCAGGCUGGUAUGGCGCACUUGUUACAUGAGAAAUUCCGGGUUCCAUUGCUAGUUGCCAUGGCAUAUUUUCUUCUUUGCAUCAGUCUUCACGCUUGGCAAAUCAUUGAUCAUAAUAAAUCGCCAUAUCUUUUCCAAUGGCCAAAAGCUUUGACUGCAUUGUUCAUCGUGCAAAGAUUAUUCUCGCCACUUUACUAUUACCUAUACAAGAGAUCGGCGCUAAAGAUGAGUGACCCUCGUUAUUAUGAGAACUUGGAUUGGAUCGCUUCCCAACUGGCCAUUAAGUAAAGAGCUACCAACAAGCGCGCUCAUUUUUGCAUGCUUCAGUUGCAAUUGUGCUAUUUGUUAUGUUUUUGAUUGCUGGUCAUCCAAUAGAAAACGAGAUGUUCCUACACGUGAAGUGAUGGUUACUCAAAGUCACGCAAGCACAGGUGAAUUAAUGUCAUGCUGUAUAAUGACGUAAUAUGGAUGCACAGGAUUGUGAUUAUCAAUUGGCGCACAAAACUGUUCACUCAGUUACGUGAUCGACUUGCACAUCACAUGGAGUAGAUUUUGGAAUUAUGUUGAUAUUUCGAACAGCGGAGAAAUUGUAAUAGUGAAACUGGUUAUAACAAUAGACAUAACGUUUAUUGUUUGUAGAACAUAUCAAUAAAGUUAAUUUGAAUCUAUUUUUCAAGUAAGUUUAAGACUGUUAA